AUGAAGUUCUCCCUCCUCGCCUCUCUCGCGGCGUCGCUCGCAAUCGCCGCCCCGCUCGAGCCAACCAGGACCAUCGAGAAGCGCGCGACGACCGUCUGCGGCGACUGGGACUCGGUGACCACCGGCAGCUACAUCGUGUACAACAACCUCUGGGGCAAGGACUCGGGCACGGGCUCGCAGUGCCUGACCGUCGACGGCAUCACCAACGGCCUGCUGAAGUGGUCGACCUCGUACUCGUGGUCGGGCGGGCCGUACAACGUCAAGUCGUACCCCAAUGCCGUCCUGCAGGCUUCAGCCGCCCGAGUCUCAGCCAUCUCGUCCAUCCCCUCGAAGUGGCAGUGGAGCUAUACGGGAUCCAACCUCGUGGCCAACGUGGCCUACGACCUCUUCUCAAACGACGACUGCGGCAGCACGCCCCUCUACGAGAUCAUGAUCUGGCUCGGGGCCCUCGGCGGCGCCGGCCCCAUCAGCUCGACCGGCUCGCCCAUCGCCACCGUCACCGUCGGCGGCAUCUCGUGGAGCCUGUACAAGGGCGUCAACGGCCAGAUGACCGUCUUCAGCUUCGUCGCCUCGUCGUCGCAGACCAACUACAGCGGCGACCUCAACGACUUCGUCAAGUACCUCACCUCGUCCCAGGGGUACCCCUCCUCCCAGUGCCUGUACUCCAUCGGCGCCGGCACCGAGCCCUUCACGGGGACCAACGCCGUCUUCUCGACCACGGGGUACUCGGCCUCGCUGUCGGCGAGCAGCGGCGGCGGCGGUGGUGGCACGACCCCGACCUGUGCGGCGCUGUAUGCCCAGUGUGGCGGGUCGGGGUGGACUGGAGCAACGUGCUGCACUUCGGGGACGUGUACAUAUUCCAAUCAGUGGUAUUCUCAGUGUUUGUAG
Clonostachys solani is the source of this 888-nucleotide messenger RNA. The record is from the annotation of a GenBank genome assembly. NCBI's taxonomy places the organism in Eukaryota, Fungi, Ascomycota, Sordariomycetes, Hypocreales, Bionectriaceae.